Anopheles darlingi is the source of this 5074-nucleotide messenger RNA. It is a transcript of the gene Nup154, whose product is annotated as nuclear pore complex protein Nup154. Gene Ontology annotation, molecular function: structural constituent of nuclear pore. Lineage: Eukaryota; Metazoa; Arthropoda; Insecta; Diptera; Culicidae. Gene Ontology annotation, biological process: protein import into nucleus; RNA export from nucleus; protein localization to nuclear inner membrane. The coding region runs from base 135 to 4706 and encodes 1523 amino acids. The record is from RefSeq and is a predicted model, not a curated record. The transcript is spliced from 6 exons. Gene Ontology annotation, cellular component: nuclear pore inner ring; nuclear pore.
CCAACGACGAGCCGCUUCUUUCCACCGACCGUGCGAUCAAGGAGCAAGAUCCUGUAAAAAACGACUGAACAUCUUGCCGAGGGGGCGUUCGGCAUUUUCAUUACGGCACUAUCACCACGGAACCGGAGCACAAAAUGGGAGAACCAAACAACAGCGAGCCGCUUAAAUUUGCCGGUGAAAUGCUGCAGAAGCACGAUCUGGUAGACGCUACGACGCCCGGUCUGCUCGAGGUAACGGGCGUUUCGCAAAUCGGCGCUCCCACGUCGAGCGGAUGGGGGGAGUACGACUACCAGCAUCUUUCCGGGCUCUCGAUGGGCCUGAAAGAUCUGAACCAGCUGUCCACCGUCAAUAAAGUGCCGAUACCGCCUGAGAUUAUGGAGCACUUUAACCACGUAAAGUGCCACUGCAUGAUGGGAUUGUUUCCGGAGAUAGGCCGAGCCUGGCUAACGAUCGAUACCGACAUCUACAUCUGGACGUACGAGAAUGCACGUGAUGUAGCCUACUUUGACGGACUUUCGCAGCUUAUCAUCAGCGUAGGCCUAGUGACACCGCGACCCGGUGUUUUCAUCGCGGACGUUAAGUAUCUGCUCGUUCUGACUACACCGACGGAAAUCAUCAUCCUGGGUGUCAUGUUUAACGAAAUCAAAACCGGUACACCGAUCCGGACCAUUGGUUCACCGAUGGCAUCUGCGCCGACGGCAGGCGAAGAGAUGCAGCUCAUGAACAAUCCAAUCUUUGUGCUGAGCACCGACAGUGUGGCCAUGAUGUGUGUGCGUGGAACGGCCGAUGGGCGCAUCUUUCUCGGUGGACGCGAUGGCUGUCUGUACGAGGUGUGCUACCAAGCGGAAUCGAACUGGUUCGGCAAACGGGCCCGCAAGGUGAACCACUCGCAGGGCCUGAUCUCGCAUCUAGUACCAGGCAUUUUCAAAAUAUUCUCCGAUACGGACUCGGUGCAGACGAUAGUAGUGGACGACUCGCGACACCUGUUGUACGUGCUCAUGACGAAGGGCACGAUCGAGGCGUGGGACAUUGGUGCGGAUCCGACUGGUGGAACGGCACGCCGUCUAGCACGCCUUUCGUUUCGCGAUAUCACGGCCGCUGCUUCGACGAUCCCGAAUUCGACGGAGGGUCCCAACUUUCCGGCCAUCACCGAUAUCUGUCCGCUAACGGCAUCAGAUUCAAGCAGCCUACAUCUGGUCGCCGUUACAGAGAGUGGUUCUCGGCUUUACUUCUCAACGAUCCCCCUUCAUCACCAAGCCUCCAUCGUUCGGUAUCGGCAGGAACAGCAGCUACAGCAACAGCUGCAACAGCAAGCACUGAUGCAGCAGCAACAGCUGCUGCAACAACAACCUGGUAUACCACAACAGACAUCAUUCAUCGAUGGCCACGAUAUGGCAGCAACGACACCGCAAGGCUUGUAUCUGCUACACAUACGUCUUGCGCCCAACGGUGCUGCGUUCCUUAACCGACCGAAAUCAGUUCAUUUGGCGCACUCCACCGAGGGUGGUUCUAUGCUGCUGAUCGGUACGGUACAGCCGGAUCAGGACGACCUAUGGGCGCUCAGCUCGGAGCACUUUCAAUCGCAGCCCAACCUGGUCGAAUCCGCCACUUAUUUGCCGCUCGACGGUCAGGUGCUAGCAGUGGCAGAUGUUCGACAAAAGGAUCGCGUCUCGAUUGAGACCCCACUGCGAAAGGUACGAAACCAGCGCAAGGUAGCCCUGCUAACCAGCCAAGGCGUACACGUUGUCUCGGUGCUCCGAUCGGUGGACUUGCUGCAACAGCUUCUACUCGCCUGCCAUGGACCACACAACGAAGCGAUUAGGGCUUAUUUUCAGAUGCAAACGGAGGUAGAAGCGUGCGCUACGGCGGUACUGUUGGCCUGUCUAGAAUCCUUCCGCGGAACGACUGAGGUGGGUGAAUGGGCCGCUCAAGCAUUUGUACUGUACGGUGGGGAACCGUACUUUGAACAACCCGGAUUAGGAGCCGCCCAAUAUCAACGAUCACUACCUCAGUUCGGAUCUCCCAGUCCUACUGGCUACGGUGGAGGAGCAGGAAUGGAACCUAUAGGCACUCCACAAGCAGGCGGUUACGGUGGGGGACGCGUGUUCAUGUCCACACCGUACACCAGCGCUCCCCUACCACGCGGAACGCUGAAUUAUCCCCAACAACAGCAGCAACAACAACAGCAACAACAACAGCAACAGCAAGGCCAACAACAUUCUUUCUCUUCGGUGUACCCCGGUAACAACCCGGUAGCGACAACGCCGAUGAAUCUGGGUUACAGUGGCAACAAUAAUAACAAUAACACAGUAAACAACAACAUUUCGAUGACCGACCGUUUGUCCGGCAUACGCUACUCGGCCAAGCAUGCUGGGCUCUAUCUGCACGUGUCUCGUGUGUUGCGUUCCGUUUGGCGUCGACAGUGCACCGAUGAGCGAUUGCAUUCGAGUAUCUCGCAGGUCGAUUGUGCCGUGCUGCUCGAGGAUCUGUACGCCAUCCGGAGCUUUUUCGAGGUUGUCGUAACGGGUCCAACUAGCCUGGUAGGAUUCGUGGGCCGAAGCCAUACGAAGACGACGACCCUUCAGCAUGGCUCAUCCCUACAAGGGCAAGCGAGCCAAGGGUUAACGAAUGCUAACCUUCUUUUGCAAUCACCGCUAAGUAGUGCAACCUCGGGUGAGCGAUAUGGUACUAGUGGACUGAUUUUACCGCAACCGUACGGAGCUACGACAGCGGGAAACGUUACGCAGCAAAGUGCCGGAACGCUAGAAGAUGCCCUAGCCGAGGAACGAAAAUCGUUGGAUGCCUUGUCGCGGUUAAUAAAGCAAGCCUGUGAGGUGAUCGGUCUGUGGAAGGUGAUCUGUGAACAUCAGUGCCAUCUGCUGCUUAGCAAGCUCUCGAAGGAGCAGCAGAGUGAGCUUCAGGGUAACACCUUCGGUGAUCUGAUCGUACACCGGACCGAUCUCUGUGGACUGUUGAUCGUGACGCUUAUCAAUUCGUAUCUUGCGGACAACGCCAGCAUCGGAUCGAUCUCGUCGAAGCUACGUGAAGUCUGUCCUAUUUUGUACCGCCACGAAGAUGCCGUUUCACACAAGGCCACGGAGAUCCUGUUGCUCACGCGCGGCUGCAAUGACCGCGAGCGUAAGGAGGAACGACUCCGAACGGCGCUGCAGCUGUGCAAGACCGCAGCUCCUAAUUUGCCACUCGCUGCUCUUUGCCAGCAGUUUUCGGCGGCCGGUUUCUACAGCGGAGUGAUCGAGCUGUGCACGGUGUGCGCCUCAAAGGUGGAUCCGAAUGAAGCCGGUCUGCAUUUCUAUCGCCAGAGCGGAGAGCCGUUCGACAGUCAGGAAGGCUUUCUGGCCUAUCAAAACCGCAUGAAUUGCUACAAAGAGGUGCAGAUCAUGCUAGACCAAGUGUACGAAUCAAGCAGUACCGGUGGUGGUAGUGGUCAACAGUCGGCUUCGAUGGGAACCGGAGCAACCGACAAUGCCUAUCCACUGCCGAUGGAUGCGGAUGGUGAGCAGACGACCAGCGGCCAAAAUCAGGCUGUACGUUCCAUCAUCUCUCAAGCGCUGCAGAGCUCAGAUCAGCUGCUACACAUUGCCAUCUACGAGUGGUUGCUGUCGAGGAACUUGCACUCGGAGCUGCUCGACAUCACGGAACCCUCGCUCGGUGUAUUCCUCGGUCGAUCAAUGGCACGGACACCGGACAAUCUACUGCUAGCCGAUUUGCUGUGGAAGUAUCACGAGCGUAAUGGGCAGCAUGCGGCGGCUGCGCAGAUACUGGACAAGCUGGCCGAAUCGUCCCAGGGUGACGGGAGCAUCCGGUUAUCGAAGCGCAUCGAGUACUUGGCCCGUGCCGUAAUGUGUAUGCGCAGCGAAUCCGCCGGCUUCUCGGCACACAAUGGUGUGCUGCUGAAGGAGCUCGAGGAUAAGCUCGAAGUGGCGCAAAUACAGCGACAAGUCAGCGAUGCACUCCGGUUAGCCUACCCGUCGACGACGGCGAUGACGAGCAGAACCGCGAGUGAUUCGGCAAGCGAAGCCCCACAGCACUACGCACGCGACGCACUAGAUCAGCUCGAAUCGACGCUCUACAAUCUAACCCAGCUGUACGCCGAUUUUGCCGAACCGUACGAACUGUGGGAGUGUAAGUUGACCAUUCUGAACUGCUCGCAUCACAAUGAUCCGCUGCUGAUCGAAUCCGUAUGGACGCACAUUCUCGAUCGUGAGCUCGAGGCAAGGGGAGAAGGUGCAGCUGAGCGGUGCCGACGCAUGCUGGCAAAGGUGAAAAGUCUGGCCCUCGAGUACGACAGCUCCGGUCACUGCUUCCCGUUGGCUUUCAUUGUACGCGAGCUUGAGGUGCGCUGCUUCCGGUUGAAGCUGUACAACUCGCCGGUUCCGGAGGCAUUGAUCGAUAUGAACCUAGACAUCGAGGAGUUGCUCAACAUUUACUCACGGCUCGUAUCGAUGAAUGAACGUAUCUGGGUGACAGAGGAGGACGAGCUGUACCUCAUCCGGUCGACCGCUCGGUUACUCGCACUGAUCGUCGCCCAGCCGAAGCUAGUGCCGGCGAAGGAUCGCCGGAAGGUGUUGGCCAAGUCGCAGGACCUCAUCUCCGCUGCACUCAACAUCCUCUACACGAAACCGGACACGCAGGCGCUGAUUGAUCUGUUGCGCGACACACAAUCGAAGCUGCAGCACGUGGUUUGACCCGCGGGUUAACGGUGGCCCUUCUUCUGCCUGCAGCUCUCCUUGGACGUACCGUACGCUACCUAACACCUGAGAGCAUCCUCCGUCAUUUCGCGAGGGGUUUUUGUUUUUUUUCUAGUAAUUUGUUUGAAACGAAAGUGUAAAUGUUACUCUCCAUUACAAUACUACUGCCACAAGCCACAGUCAGGAUGGAAAACCCUGUCAGUGCACUAUUAGCCCUUCUAUUAUGAUCCGGUAGACCGGAAAUCGAUCAAGAUGGACAAAGCGUAGAUCAUAGUAAAAGAAAUGAGGCGAAGAGGAAUGAUAAGAUGAUAAGAGAAUAAAGUGAAUAAAUUCGAUAAUCGUGCUUUCUGUUCCCGAUCCACUUA